Microdochium trichocladiopsis is the source of this 738-nucleotide messenger RNA. RefSeq lists its product as uncharacterized. The coding region runs from base 190 to 723 and encodes 177 amino acids. The transcript has a single exon. The record is from RefSeq and is a predicted model, not a curated record. Lineage: Eukaryota; Fungi; Ascomycota; Sordariomycetes; Xylariales; Microdochiaceae.
GCCUCCAAUCAAGAAGAAAACGCGAAGGACCCCUGCCGACCGCUUGCCAUCAAGAUGCUCGACAGUCAACCCCCCGCCCCCCUCUCUCCUGAUAUUGGGCUUCUCAUGCUAACGUAAUAUCCUAACUCGUCCGAUACAGACAUAUGGGCCACUGCCGAAUUCUCCAUCAGCCAGAUCAUCGUCUCCUCCAUGGCGCUGCGACCACUCAUGAAGCGCGUCUGGCGCAGCAUGUCGUCGACCAUCACCCCCAAGCCGCGCUCGAGGACCAGCGGCGGUCACGUACGGUUCCACAGCCACAGCAACAGCAACCCGAGUCGGGGGCAGCACGACAAGGACAGCCACAAUGGUCACGGCAGAUCAAGGGGCGGCAGCAUCAGCCAUGUAUUUCGGAAACACGCGGCAUCUCAGGCUCAGAGUGGCGGCGGGACGAGCGGAAGUGGUGGGUCGACGAGUGGCCGCGGCGGGAGCACCCUGGAUACCUGGCAGCUCACGAACAUCAGCGAGGUGGAACUCCAGCGGUACGAUCAUGUAGGGAGGGAGAAUGUCAGUCACACGGCAAUGUGCUGGAGCAAUGCUGGAGAGGCUGUCGGCGAGCGGCCCUUGGACGAUCUCGAGACUGGUGAGGUUGACCCACAAGGCCUUAGGCAACCCGGAGGAGCGGAACAUAAGGAUACCGGGUCGAGGAUACAACAGCGGUCCAGCAUCAGUAUAGACCUUGUUUAGUAUCACGACGGUUAA